AAAAGUGGUCACACUUGACCAAUGUUUUGGAAAUUGUUUUGGUUUUAAGCACGCAAAAAACAUGGCAGAAUCCCCUCAGAUACAGAUAAAACUUGAGCAGCAAAAUAUCAAGGAGCGAUUAAAUCUUCACGUCAAGCGACGCCUUCAACAGGACACAGAUAACCCCAUCGAGAGUCCUGAUUUGUUGCCAAGUGAACAAAAUCUAAAACGCAACAAGGGAAAAGAAGUUCCCAAACCUCGAAAACCCUAUCAAAAACGCACAGAAAAACCCAAAACAGAAGCCACAAAGUGCAAGAAAGUUGGACAACUUGGUAGUCCGGCGGGGGAAACGGAUCCCUUGGACGAUCAGGAACCGGAGGGCUUUUCCCCUGAGGCGGCGGACGGAAAAUCGUCCAGCCGAGAUCGCUAUAAGAACGCCGACAUACUCAACAUGGUGUUGAACGUUAAAAAACGUAUUUUAAUGCAGGAUCCCGAGGUCCAGGCCUUCUGGACCGAAAUAAUGUCUGCCAUCAAGAGCUAAGGUCAUAAUAAUCUAUUCAGGUUAUUCUUUAAGUUCUUAUUAUAGCUAUUUUUAGUUUGUUUUUAUAUUUAUACGUAGUAUAAGAUUUUUUAUUAAUGAUGUGUAAAUAAAACAUAAGAAUAUUUUUUAAAACCGUGCUUUUAGAGGUCUAAUAAUCCGUGUCUUACAAUAUGAAUUGUUGCAUUUAAUGUUAAAAUUAUAAGAUUAAAAUGGGUAUUUUUCAAAAUAA
Molecule: messenger RNA, 749 nt
Organism: Drosophila elegans
Lineage: Eukaryota; Metazoa; Arthropoda; Insecta; Diptera; Drosophilidae
Exons: 2
Coding region: 62-520 (152 amino acids)
Source: RefSeq, a predicted model, not a curated record